This is a messenger RNA of Caretta caretta (loggerhead turtle), 2690 nucleotides long. It is a transcript of the gene TRIM7, whose product is annotated as tripartite motif containing 7. The record is from RefSeq and is a predicted model, not a curated record. Lineage: Eukaryota; Metazoa; Chordata; Testudines; Cheloniidae. Gene Ontology annotation, molecular function: protein binding; zinc ion binding.
GUAUAAGCCAUACAACUGGGAGACCUCAGGGAGAAACUUCUGUGGGCAUAGUUGCCCUUUAGGGCAUUACUUUCACCUUGUUCUGGGUGGAAGCGAAGACAUGUUCAGGCUUAACUGCCAUGGUCUAACAGUCUGACAUCCUAGCACAAGUAAAAUUGUGUAUGUGCAAGAAAAUGCAAGUAAGCAUGUCUGUGAGCAAAUGAAAGUGAAAGAGGCACAAAGGCGGAAGAGAGCAGUUUGAACUAGCACAAAACAAAUGGGGAAAGAGAGCUAAUGGAAAACUCGGAGGCUAAUCCAUAUGUAUAAGGAGAGAGAGUAGAAAAAGUUAUAUAUAGUUAGCAUAACAAAGGAUCAAGGAAGCCAUGAAUUGACUCAUCCUGGAGGUGACUGUGGUGGUACCAUCCCAUUUCCCAAUCUGCUUCCCACUUGGAAAAGAGCCAUGGCUGCUGUCUUCCUCCCCGGGAACCUGCAAGACGAGGCAACUUGUUCAGUCUGCCUGGAGUUCUUCAAAGACCCCGUGUCCAUAGAGUGCGGCCACAACUUCUGCCGAACCUGCAUCACCAAGAGCUGGAGAGGCCUGGAGAUGGAUUUCCCCUGCCCUCAGUGCCGGGAGAUCUUCCAGCAGAAGAACUUCAGGCCCAACAGGCAGCUAGCCAACAUGUGCGAGAUCAUCAGCCAGUUUGCAGUACCUGGGGCGAAAGGGGCUCUGGAGGAGGGACUCUGUGAGAAACACAGGGAAGCGUUCAAACUCUUCUGCAGGGAUGAUCAGAGGUCGAUCUGCGUGGUGUGUGACAGAUCCCGGGAGCACCGGCCUCACACUGUGGUGCCCGUAGAGGAGGCUGCCCAGGAGUACAAGGAACAAAUUCAGAGCCAGUUGGAUUUCCUGAAAAAAGAGAGACAAGAAUUGCUGGAAUUUAAAUCAAAGGAUGAUAAGAAAAGCCAAGAGCUACUGAAAACUAUAGAGUUGGAGCGGCAGAUGCUCAUCUCUGAAUUCGAGGGUCUGCGCCAGUUUCUGCAUGACCAGGAGCAUCUCCUUCUGGGCCAGCUGGAGAAGAUGGAGAAGGGAAUCGCCAAGAAGCAGAAUGAGAACCUCACCGAGCUCUCUAAAGAGAUUUCACUCCUCAACCAACUGAUAACAGACUUGAAAGAGAAAAUCCAACAGCCAGUGCUUGAGUUGCUCAAGGAUGUGACGAGCAUCUUGAACAGAAGCAAGGGUCUGAAGUUUCAGAAGCCAGUUCCUGUCUCUUCUGAUAUGAAAAGCUCUGUCAGCAAUUUCUCUCUCAAGACUAUUGUCCUCAAGGCAGUGUUAAAGAAAUUCAAAGAGACUCUGCAGGAUGAACUGGGAAAAGGUGAAAAAGAGGACCUGACUCUGGAUCCGGAUACAGCCAACCAGCUGCUCAUCUUAUCCACAGAUCUCAAGAGUGUGAGGAUGGGAUGCCGAAAACAGGAGCUGCCUGAUAACCCCAAGCGAUUCGACACUAACUCCCGGGUGCUGGCUUUGGAAGGAUUCAAGUCGGGGAGGCAUUACUGGGAGGUGGAAGUGGGGGCCUCAGACGGCUGGGCUUUUGGGGUGGCCAGGGAGUCGGUGAGGAGGAAAGGUCUGACUCAGUUUUCCCCCGAGGAGGGGAUCUGGGCAGUGCAACAAAACGGAGGGCGCUACUGGGCUGUCACCUCCCCUCAACGCACCCCGCUUUGCAUCGGCGAGAGGCUCAGUAAGGUCCGGGUUUACCUAGACUACGAAGGGGAAGAGGUGUCAUUCUACAACGCUGAGAACAUGCAGCACAUGUUUACUUUUAAUGUUGCCUUUAAUGAGAGAGUGUUCCCCCUCUUUUCAGUCUGCUCCACAAUCACCUACAUUAAACUGUGUCCCUGAAACUUGCAAAACAAUUCACUUAAGACUUGCCCGGGUGCCCCUCACAGAAAAAGCAGCCAGAAACCGUGAAGAUGAGCAUGGCAUUAAUGCAAUAGCUAGGUUGUUAACUAGCUAGCCUAGGCAGUUGCUUGUGUUUUCAUGAUCAGGUCAUCUAGCCCUGACCAGAACAGGUCCAGACCACAUGGCAGUUGGUCCAUGAGGUUGGGCCGAAAGCUCCUUAAAAUCAAUAAACAGACUCCAGUUGACUUAAGUGGGCUUUGGACUUAAGAGGGCAGGUGCAAUGAGGGGAUAUUUUCAGAAAACUGCCAGUGUAGACAAAGAUUGUCAGCAGGGCAAAAGCAAUAUGAUCAGGUCUAAGGACUUGUAAAUUACCACAUUUAAGCCAAACCAAUAUAAAUAAGGACUACUCUGAUUUAAAUGCAUCUACAUUGGGGUUUUGUUUCAGUCUAGCAAGAUCAAUUUUAAAUCCAUAUAGUUAAACUAUUGCAACUUUUCUAAUAAAAGCCAGGGUCUAACGCUACUAGAAACAGCUGACCCUUGUCCAAACUACAGCUUCCAUCACUGGAGCAGCACCAGUCCAGCAAUUGCUUAACAGUUACCCUACAGUAGUGGAGGCCUUAGUGAGAGCCUCUGAUUGUUCUCUUUAUUUGAAGGCUAGAUGCUAGUCCUAUUUGUGUGACCCAUGCACCUCUUCUGUAUCUCUUGAUGUGCAAGUUGUUUGAAAGUCAAUGGCAAAUAAUUCUUUGCAUGAUGGGGCUUGGAAACUCACUGGUUGUCUAAAGGCCUUGUAGUAGAAAUAAAAUCUGAAGGCACUCUA